AGCUUUGCAUGGUGGAGAAAUCGAGAGGGAAAGGUUGGCCAAGGAUGAGAAGGUUUCGGGUUUCAGGGUUUAUGCGAAUGAGGGUUUAAGAAGACAGCCUGGGGUGGCAGUGGCAUGGGUACAAGAGAAGAGGAAAGAUGGAGCAUCGGCAUCGGGAUUUGAAACGGGCGCUAUCUGCACUCUGAUAAAACGGGCGACCGUGAGCAGUCGAAUGUCAGCAGCAGCAGCAGCAGCAGCAGCAGCAGCAGCAGCAGCAGCAGCAGCAGCAGCAGCAGCAGCAGCAGCAGCAGCAGCAGCAGCAGCAGCAGCAGCAGCAGCAGCAGCAGCAACAGCAACAGCGUUUGCAGCCCUGAAAGCAGCAGCACUGAGAGGAGCAGUAGCAUUCAGAGCAGCAGCAGCAAGAGCAGGAAGCGGGGAUGGAGGGAGAGGGAGGUGCUUCAGCCGGCCAAUCUGGUGUCCCUUGCCCGCCUAG
This is a messenger RNA of Closterium sp. Yama58-4, 472 nucleotides long. NCBI's taxonomy places the organism in Eukaryota, Viridiplantae, Streptophyta, Zygnematophyceae, Desmidiales, Closteriaceae. The record is from the annotation of a GenBank genome assembly.